AUGGCUACCAACUAUGGCAGAGCCCCAGGCCACCUCAAGCGGGAUGAAUCAGUCUACGCUGACGAGGAUGAUCCCACAGGUCUGGUCCGGCGGAACCUUGAGUGCGGAGAUGCUGCUCGAUAUAGAGGGCAGGCAACGCGACCCAUGAACGCAGAUGGUACAUUGGCGCCACGAAAGCUCAACAGCAAGUUUCCAUCCCUCCUCGCAGGCCAGGGAAGGCCCAUAGAUCAGCUGGUCGAAGCGUUACAGGAGCCUGAUCUGGCCGCUGUCAGGGACAGGAAGCGCAAACGCGAUGAGGAGAAGGGCGCCAAUGUCGGCAUGGGCAUCACCCUGGAGAAGCUGUUCGGUGUCAGCGGACGUGGCAUCGCGGGUCUUGUCAACGUGCCGGCCGUCAAUGGAGGCCAGCCCUACCAGUCCGUCUGCAAAGUAGACAGGAGGAACAUCAAUGACGUUGAAAAGGAAGAAGGUCUUCUGCAAGACUUCGAGGGCUGCAAGCACAUUGUGCAGUAUGACCGUAACACGCGGUACUUCAAGAAUCUCCGUCGCUCCAAAAAGGGAAACAGCCGCAAACCACCUUCACAGUACAAGGACAGACUCAAUAUCGGAGCGGAUUGGAAGCGAAACUUUGUCAUGAUGGAAUAUGCAGAGCUGGGGAAUCUGCUCACUUGGCUUCAGAGGACCAGUGCUCAUGCUGCCGAUCCCAAUUCCAAACUCGGCCCAUGGCCAAACAAGGCGCUGUGGCACCUUCUCGAGUGUCUGACGCGGGGUCUGAUUGGCAUGGCGUACGCUCCUCACGGCGAAGCUAGUGAUCAGCCUGGCAAGGUGACUGAUGAGACUGUGCCUCCAUCUCCAGCACCCGAGAUUGGUGAUUUCGGCCUCAUGCAGGACUUCAGUCUCCUCGAGGAGAACCCUAACGCCUUUUCCGAGAGAAAGUUCUGGCAGUUAAGGAGUACUGGAAAAUCUGGUCACUUUGUACCGGAGCAAUUCUGUCAAGAGUGGGACGAGUUCAAUAACUUCAUGGGUUUCAACAACAACGGGAACAAGAAUCGGUUCAUCGGCCAGGGAGAUCUCAAGCCUCCUGUCGCCGGCAACUACGGCAUGGCUAGCAACGUCUUCCAGGUUGGCAUCAUCCUCUGGAUGGCCAUCACCCUACACGUUGCUCCAGGUACGAGAGCCUUCAGAACGCCACUGGAAGCCGGCGUGGGCGUCAUGGUCGACAGCACUUUCAUGCGCUCAAACGGGCAGAGUCUCCGCACGUACGGUGGGGCCCUCGAGGACGAGAGGUUCAACCACGUAGAGGGAGUCCUUCGAGAGCUCGUUAUCCGGUGCAUGGCCCACAACCCGGCUGACCGCCCUGACCUCUCUGAGCUCAUCGAAGUCAUUGAUGACCGUCUCCGAUCACCAUUCAAUGUUGACGGCGACGAGCUAGAUCAGUGGUAUCAGGACCUGUUUGGGCGCCCACCCCCGCAGGCUGAUGGCAAGGAUGAGGAGGGUAAUCCUAUCGCCUCUGAUCUUCCACGAACAGGGUUCAGCAGCCAGAUUUCCAAUGAGAGAGCCUCACGCGCCAAAGCGGAGACGGGUGGCUCGAGCUCGUUAACGCAGAAGGAGCUUCAGACAUUGCGGGACGCGCUGAGCGUCGCCAAGGCUGUGAAGCGAAGGGCACCUGCGGGUUCGGUCUUUGGUGAGUUGAUCAAGGUGUUGCAGAAGGUUCCGGGCGUCAAGAAAGAGAAAGAAGCUGCCAAGAAAACGGCAGAUGACAUGGCUGGCGGCGAGGACAAGGGAGGGGAGGGCGACGGCGGUAACGAGACUGAAGAGCCCCAGGGGCGCAGCCAGCUUGAACAGCGCCGCGCUGGCAAACGUAAACGGCCACCUAGCAUCUCACGGCGCGAGACCAGACAGCAAGCGAAACGCAGAAUGGCGGCAGCCAGUUCCGGCAGGGCUGCGAUUGCAUAA
Verticillium nonalfalfae is the source of this 1953-nucleotide messenger RNA. RefSeq lists its product as uncharacterized. The record is from RefSeq and is a predicted model, not a curated record. The coding region runs from base 1 to 1953 and encodes 650 amino acids. Gene Ontology annotation, molecular function: protein kinase activity; ATP binding. NCBI's taxonomy places the organism in Eukaryota, Fungi, Ascomycota, Sordariomycetes, Glomerellales, Plectosphaerellaceae. Gene Ontology annotation, biological process: protein phosphorylation. The transcript has 7 exons.